CACCGCAUGCUUGCUUGGCGUUCCGUGUGACUGAAGCUGCUGGCUUCGACAUGCUGCGCGAGGAUCCGUGGAGCCUGAGGGUGGCCGAGUUGCUGUUUGUGCUGCAGGGCGAAGGGGAAGGCAGUAGCGGCGCCCAGGGCAUCCUCUGCGUGUGCUCCCGGGUCUUCGUGGAGGAUCGAAAAUUGUACAAACAAGGCUUAAAGGGGUUUUAUGUCAACAAUGAACAUGACAGUUUAGGAGAAGAUCAAGUCACUGUGGAAGAGAAAGAAGAGGGAAAAAAGAAGCUUAAUUCUAUUUUGCCGUCUGGUUUAUCGAAUAACCAUGCUUUGGGGCUGGAAGAAAAUGAAUUGGAUUCAGAGGCUGAACUCAUGAAGAGCAUGGGCUUACCUGUACAAUUUGGCAGUGUAACUAGCCCUAAAGCAUUUGUGGAAUUUGAAACUGUUGAAAAGAGGUAUAAAAUAGUGAAAAAGAAAAGAAAGAAAAAGAAAAAUAAGCUGCAAAAAGAUAUUCUUGAAGUAACACAAGAGAUUUUGGAAAAGGAUCACAGAGAUGAUGACCACUCUCUUUCUGAGAAUGAGAUCUUAACUAAAAAGGAGAAUGAAUAUGAAGAGAAAUGUGAAAAUGCGUCUGUUGUACAUGAAGAACUUCAUGAUAAUGAAAAAUGGGGAAAAUAUUGGCACGAAUAUGGAGAAGGAUUUCUGUGGCAGAGCUGGCAGGAGAAAUACAAGGAUGCUGAUUCUGCCCUUUUAACUGUGUCUGAACCCUGGAAUAAUCCUGAGGUGAAAGAAAAGUGGGAGCAGCAUUAUAGUGAACUGUACUGGUAUUACUGGGAACAGUUUCACUAUUGGGUGAGCCAAGGUUGGACUGUUGAUGCUGUACAUAAUAACAGCAUGGUAACUAGCACAAGUGUGCUGGAAACAAGGCAGCCAGAAGAAACACAGAAUAUUGGUGCAAAUGGUGACCAUGGAGAAAUACUAGACUCCGAAUUUCAUUGUCUUUCUUCCAGUGUGAGCUGCAAGGAAAAUCCCAUUUCAUGUGAAGAACAAUGUAAUGAAAUUCUUACGGGAAUUAGAGAGAUAAAUAUUGAUUUUGAAGAAGUGAAGCAGAACAAGCCAGCAAACAUGGUUGAUAGUACAGGCAAUCAAGGACAAAGUUUAAGAAGUUGUGCUAAUCAGACUGAAACAUCUGAUAAGGAGUCAAGGAGAAGAAAUGAGUCUUCAGAGGAAGGAUGUUCAAAUCAGCCAGUGUCUCGGAGGUCCUCUACAGCAGAUGCUACAGGAGGUGGGGGUUCUCCUAAUAGCAAUGAUGAUGGUGAGGAGCCCCCCGAAUGUAGACCUGUUACAUUAAAGAGGAGCCAUGAACUAGAUUCUGAAGAACACUCUCUAGCAGGUCCAGAAAGCAUUUGUUGUCUUCUGGGACUCAAACUUGGCAUGGGAAAAAAAUACAGGGGAAUUCCAGAUUUCAGCGAAAGAAGAGUGACACAUUUCAAUAAAAAUAUGAAGUUUAAGUCUAAGUUCUUGGAUAUGCGCAGAACAGUCAAGACCAAAAACAAACACAUCUUUUUUACAGAAGAAUCUGAUAGAUUGUUUUGCAAGAAGAGCAAGACUUUAAAUAAGGUAGAAAAGUUCUUCAAACAAGUGAAUGAUGAGCCUGAGGAAGAUAAAUCUCAGGACUCUUUGCCACAAGAUGGAGUUCAUCACACUUCUACAAGCAGUGAUUUAGAAGAGCAGGAAAGUGAUGGUGGCUCUGAAACUACUUUGGAUUUCCAAAAUUGUGGCCUGGUACCUUCCAGCUCAGCUUCUUGUAAAGUAGAAAGAUUCAACCUUGAAGAGAGAGGCAAGGAUAAGCUGGUAAUAGCCGAAAAUGACUGUAAUUCUCAGGAAUCAGAGCCAGGAAAAGGAGGAGAAUGCCCUUUGGGAAGACAGCUAAUUCCCCUGGACAUCCCAGAGUACCUGCAGAUAGAAACAGAAGGUGAAGUAGAUUAUCCUAAAAAGAAGAAAAACAAGAAAAAGAAGCAGAAAAAAGCCAGACCUUCACAGUCCCUACCUUCAGAAAUAGUCACUGAUCCAGAGCUAGCCAAAUAUUGGGCACAACGGUAUAGACUAUUCUCUCGAUUUGAUGAGGGGAUUCAGUUAGACAGAGAGGGAUGGUUUUCUGUUACACCUGAGAAGAUUGCAGAGCACAUUGCAGACCGUGUGAAGCAGUCCUUCAAUGCUGACAUCAUAAUAGAUGCAUUCUGUGGUGUUGGGGGGAAUGCUAUUCAGUUUGCCUUGGCAGCAAAAAGAGUCAUUGCUAUCGAUAUUGAUCCUGUGAAGAUCGCUCUUGCUCACAAUAAUGCAGAAGUGUAUGGCGUGGCAGACCAGAUAGAGUUCAUAUGUGGCAACUUCAUGCAGCUGGCAUCCAGGUUAAAAGCAGAUGUUGUGUUCCUUAGCCCUCCAUGGGGUGGGCCUGAAUAUGCCACUGCAGAAAUCUUUGAUAUUGAAACAAUGAUUUCUCCCAAUGGAUUUGAAAUUUUCAAACUUUCUCAGAAGAUUACCAACAAUGUUGUGUACUUCCUUCCUCGUAAUGCUGAUAUUGACCAGAUCGCUUCUUUAGCUGGACCAGGAGGAAAAGCUGAAAUAGAGCAAAAUUUUCUGAACAACCGAUUGAAGACCAUAACUGCCUAUUUUGGUGAUCUAAUCAGGCAAGAUGUAUCCUGACCUCUGUGUGUGUAUGUGCAAUUUUGUUGAUGCACAGUGGCUCAUCCCUAACUUUAUUCUCUCCAUUAUUCAUUUAUUUUCACAAUUAGUGACUGCUCUAGAGUAUUUGUUUUUUGUUGACUUGAGAAUUAAUGUCUAAGAUAUCUUACAUGUAUCAAUAAAAUAUUUUCUAAGAAGA
Messenger RNA from Eublepharis macularius, 2877 nucleotides. RefSeq names its product trimethylguanosine synthase 1 (gene TGS1). Gene Ontology annotation, molecular function: RNA cap trimethylguanosine synthase activity. The record is from RefSeq and is a predicted model, not a curated record. The transcript has 13 exons. Lineage: Eukaryota; Metazoa; Chordata; Lepidosauria; Squamata; Eublepharidae. Gene Ontology annotation, cellular component: nucleus. The coding region runs from base 51 to 2699 and encodes 882 amino acids. Gene Ontology annotation, biological process: 7-methylguanosine cap hypermethylation; 7-methylguanosine RNA capping.